UAUAUAUAAAGGAUUUAGUAAAACUCUAAUUUUGUAUUUUUUCACGAUAAUAACAGUAUUUGGUGCAAAAAAGAUUCUUUAGACUGCAUUAAAAAAAUGACUCUAGCGAACAAAAUAACUUUUAUUUAAUGAUUUAUUCAAAUUAAAAGGCGACCGCAGAGGUAGAUAAUUCAAACCAGAACAUAUACUGUGUAGAGGUUCCAUGGAAGAAGUUGCCAUCAUUUACAGUAAAAUAAAAAUAAGCGAAACUAUUCAAAGUUAAACAGACGUGUGCUGUCGCUGAAUUUUAAUAGAGACCUCGAUUGUUUAAGCCGUCGAUUUCAGAGAGAGAGAGAGAGAGAGAGAGAGAGAGAUAUGCAAUGAAUGAUGUCUGGCCAUAGGCGAGGUAUUGAUUAAAAUACAAAGCAACUGAACACAUGCAUUAAUAAUAAUAAUAAUAAUAAUAAUAAUAAUAAUACAUCAAAAGGACUUUUGAAAUGGAUACCAGUGUGGCACCAAUGUCCGGGCACAACCAAGCCGAGCUUUUGCAGAACCAGCACUACCGGUCAGCGUUACAUUCCCGAGAUCUCUCCGCCGCUUUCCCGAGGCCUCCCCUUGUCUCCUCCAUGGCUUCCGUACUGGAGAGCGGGGAGCACCAUCACCCCCACCACCACCACCACCCGCACCGCCCCCCCGGCAUGGAGCACACCCUCUCCACGCUGGGGUACGGCGGGGAGUCCCCUACCGGCUGUGGAAGCACGUACGCCACGCUGAGCCCCCUCCAACCCCUCCAGGAUAAGUUUCACCACCAUCAGCACCCGUCCCACCACCCGUGCCUGCCGGUCGGCAACGUCAUCGGCAGUUUCACCCUCAUGAGGGAAGACCGCGGGCUGGGGGCCAGCUUCUACAGCCCUUACACCAAAGAUCUGGGGAUGGGCCAAAGCCAAAGCCUUUCCCCGCUGCCCAACUUGGGGGCCAUGCACGGGUACGCCCACCUAGGCGCCGCUAACAGACAGAUCUCCUGCAACGGCUAUGAGGCCCACUCCCAUGCGCACACCGGGGGCGGGAGCGUUUUCUCCCGGGAAAUGUCGCCGCCGGUAAUGGGGGCGUGCCUGAACCGGAUGGACAACCCCCAAGUGCCCAGCCAACAGCACCCGUACGGCCCCGACCUACAGCACCACGAACAGCGGCGUUCCGACAUGGGAGGCGGCGGAGGGGACGUUCAUUCCGUCUCCGGCCGCGUCGCUGCCAGCGGGAUGUCGCCGCUCGGCCAGGGAGCCAGCGGGGAGGAAAUCAACACAAAGGAGGUGGCGCAGAGAAUCAUCAACGAACUCAAGCGGUACAGCAUCCCGCAGGCCAUCUUCGCAGAGAGAGUCCUCUGCCGGUCGCAGGGAACCCUGUCCGAUCUUCUGAGGAACCCCAAGCCGUGGGGGAAGCUCAAGUCCGGCCGGGAAACUUUCAAGAGGAUGUCCAAGUGGCUCCAGGAACCGGAAUUCCAGAGAAUGGCGUCCCUGAGGCUUGAAGCGUGUAAACGCAAGGAACAGGAACAGGGAAAGCUGGACCGGAACCAGGGACCCAAGAAACACCGACUGGUCUUCACGGACCUCCAGCGCCGGACCCUGCUGGCCAUCUUCAGAGAGAACCACCGGCCACCCAAAGACCUGCAGAUCACCAUCGCCCAGCAACUGGGGCUGGAGCUGACCACGGUCAGUAACUUCUUCAUGAACGCGCGCAGGCGCAGCCUGGAUAAGUGGCAAGACGAGGCGAGGCCGUCUUCGACUGGCUCCACCGGCUCGUCAGUGUCCUCCGCGGUCAAAGCGUGAGGGAGCUGAGAUCGCGAGACGCGUCCAGCUACCCUCCCACUACGUGAUCCAAAACCGGCACAAACUUGAUCGAACUUGCUGUUAACAAUCUGUUUCGUGUUUUUUUUUUAAAAUUAUUUUUCUGUUUCAUGGGUUCAUGCUUUCAGCUCCUACGCAUGGAUUCCUUUUCUGGUGCAAUAACAUUUUCAAUUAUUAUUAUUAUUUAUCGUUUGAUUGAUUUAUUGAUACACCGCGAUAUCCCCCGUUCUAUCAACGAUGCGGACUCCUUUGGGUUGGUCCCGGUCCUUCUUGGUUGGAUUUUAUGAAUUUUUUUGGGAUCACUUUGCGGUCGCUGGCUAGCAGAACACAUCAGCUUCUAAUAAUAUGCACCCCAAAUCAGCUGAAAAAGCAGAUAACAUACAUUCAUCAGCUUCAUAGUGUAUGCUCCCGAUAGACACAGUGUCUAUAACACAGCACAUAGGAGCUCAAAAAAGAUUUCUUUACUGUGUAACUGAAAUACUGGCUGGGCUGCUUCUGUUGUGUGUUUUUUUGGACUCAUUUCACAAAAGAUGUCCCCGAAGCUGGAUCCCUCAAGCCCGAGGAGGACCAUACCGAAAGGAUGGUCUUUUAACGCGAUGGGUGGAGACUUUAACACCGGGGCUGUUCGAUGCUAGGACUGCAGCAGCAGCAAACAGAGAGUCAUGAGACCCUGGAUUGGCUGGAAGAGCAGCUGCUCAGUGCCAUUGCUCUGGGAUCACUCCCUUCUCUAUUAGAAUCCAUACUGCGCAAUGCAGUUUCAAGAUGUGUUGAUUCAGAGGUAUUGAUGGCUUUGUGUCUCAAUAGUGAAAGCCUGGUGGCUAUUGUGUGCGUUACAAGCAAUCCAAUACAACUACAAGGAGCUAGUUCUAAACAGGACCAUACCACUAUACCACCAAGUAUGCUAUAAAUGUAAAGAUUUUAUUACAUUAGCAACAGAACCAUUAAAGUCAUCUUAUUUGCUUGUUGGGGGUUUUUUUCCAACUAGAUUUCUGAAAACGUUGCCUCCUGGUGCGUUCCUGUUUUGUAGGUCACCUUCACUGUUACGGUUCUAACUGGCCACCCGUGGUCCCACUGGGAUAGAGCACAGACGUGACCUACAGAACAGGAAGUGACCAGAAAGCAAACAGUUGAACGUUUUUGAGAAAUUCCAUUUGAAGUCCAGUGAGAAUGGUAUGAAGAAGGUGGGUUUCAAAGACUAAAACGUGGAAAAGAAAACAGAAAAAGGUGGACAAACGCAACGGCAACAUGGGAAUUCAUGGCUUGUGGACAAAUCCUUUCUGGAGGUAUUCAGAAGAAGCAGGACAGCCUUUUAAACACAAAUUCAUCUUAUUUAUUUAAAGACGUUGAAACAAGACCACCAUUGUUUUCUAAGACUUUGCCCCCCUUAUUUAAAGGGCGAGUUUUCCCUUUAAGUGUCCGUCUUCUAUUUGUUUCCACCCGUUUCCGGGGGAAACAAAGAUAGGAGAAGUUUAGUUCCAUGGAGAGGGGAAACACACAUAGAAAUCGUGCUAAUUUAUUUAUUUAUUAAUUCAUGUAUUUGUUUAUUCGUGUUUAUUUAUUUAUUUAUGAAUGAAUGUGUUUAUGUUAUUUAUUGAUGGGAAUUUGUAUUGUUAGAACACUGUUUUAGUGGUCUGUCCAACUACCAAAGACGAAUGCUAGUCACUGACUGUACCUGUAAUUUGUAUAACAUGUAAUAUUAAUUAUUUUUCAAGUCUAUAUAUAUAUAUAUAUAUAUAUAUAUGGAUUUAGUCCAAAACGUCCACAAAUGUGUGUGUGUGUGUGUGUGUGUGUGUGUGUGUGUGUGCGUGCGUGUGUGUGCGUGUGUGUGUGUGUACAGUACCAAAGUCUGAAUUCUACAAACAUUUUACAAUCAGAAACUUUUUCAUUUCUUCACGAUGCAGGCAUUAAAACUGUACCGUUUAUUUUUUAUUUUUUUUACCGUUCUUGAUGUGGAUUACGCUAGUGGCCGCUGGAGGCGAUCUUGAAACUGCCAAACCCGUUGCCUUUGCGAUCGUCCAAAAUCGGGGAAGGCAAAAACCAACGGGAAAUAGCACUCUGUAUGAGAGAGCAUGGGUGCAGACAGAGGUGUGAGGAAGCGGCUGCAGGUUCACAGUGAAAGCCAGUUAGGCUCAGCUCUGUGUGUCUGUGUUUCCAAUGGGACCGCGCGUCCUUUCCCUUCAGUGUGAGCCGGGGAACAUCAGAGGCGGAGCUUCAAAGCUCACCUGAGGUUGAAAGAGACGGGAGGGGGGACACCUGCUUUGUAGACUUCAAAGCGCAACGUCUUAGCCAAGCGUUUGGUCUGAGUGCGGGAUCAAAUAAGCUCCCACAUCCUUGUGUAUGAACGUAUCUGUUUAUUUAUUUAUAAGCCGAGGCUCCAAUAUAGAACAGGUGUGUGAUAGAGAAUUGAUAUUGGAUUUUCGGUACAUAGCUUUAAGUAGUAUAUGAUGGUUUUAAAGGUUAAACUGAGGGCACACGAAGACUCUUAUGUGGUUUGGAGCUUGGUUUUAGGAGACUGUAGGUUUCAGCCCACAAGUACAGAACGAAAGUGGAACAUUGUGCUUGCUAACGCGUUUACUGUCGCCGUUUUAAUGCGUUGCUGCGUUGCUCGUCUACCUCAACUGUGAAUUCUGUCCUUCCGCCAUUAUAAUUAAUCCGAUGAUCUUUACAGUCUCCAGUGCGGUUCUGUGAAACGUUCAUUCAUUUAUUUAUUAAUUUAUUUAUUUAUUUAUGUUUUGUUUUGUUUUUUAGUAAUUUAACGGAACAAAUAAUACGAUAGACUACCGAUUGCUGUUCCGUUGCUUGCGGUCUGUAAAUGACUACGCUAGUUUCUAAAGUAUGGUUCAACUACGGUUUAUAUGCUAUGUGUAUUACCUUCGUGUAUUUAACUAUGUAGGUAUUUAUUUAUUUAUUUGAUGUAUUAAUUUUCUGCCAACUUCGAGCUGUAAGAAAGAAAGAAAGGAAAAAAGAUUGGCAGCUCCCAGUGGUUUCACUACAACUCCCAGGGGGCAUUGCGGCAGCAGCGCCCCUUCUAUCUAUUCCCAGAUUGCGCGGGGAACGCUGGGAUAUGUAGUUUAAAACAAACAACAACAACAAGGCCAAAGAUAUUGUCAUCUGUCGCAGUGAAUUUCCGCUGUUUGCCGGUUGACUCUUGUGUAAAUAGACCCCCCCCCCC
Molecule: messenger RNA, 4992 nt
Organism: Acipenser ruthenus (sterlet)
Lineage: Eukaryota; Metazoa; Chordata; Actinopteri; Acipenseriformes; Acipenseridae
Product: hepatocyte nuclear factor 6-like
Exons: 2
Coding region: 477-1802 (441 amino acids)
Biological process (GO): regulation of transcription by RNA polymerase II
Cellular component (GO): nucleus
Molecular function (GO): RNA polymerase II cis-regulatory region sequence-specific DNA binding; DNA-binding transcription factor activity, RNA polymerase II-specific
Source: RefSeq, a predicted model, not a curated record